CCGCCUUCCUCCUCCUCCGCCAUCUUGAGAUCAGCGCAUUGUUGAACUCGUCUGGAGAUCAGCUCGUCUUUAUUACAAAAUGAGUGACCAGCUUUGCAAACUUUUCGUCGGUGGACUCAACGUGGACACCGACGACGAUGGUCUGCGCAAGCAUUUUGAGCAGUACGGUACGCUCACCGACUGCGUUGUCGUCGUGAAUAAGCAGCUGCAGCGAUCCCGCUGCUUCGGCUUUGUAACCUACUCCACACCAGAGGAGGCCGACGCUGCAAUGGCGGCUAGGCCGCACACCGUCGACGGCAAUGCGGUCGAGGUAAAGCGAGCCGUGGCCAGAGAAGACGCUAACAAGCCCGAAGCCCUCGCUAAGGUGAAGAAAAUCUUCGUUGGCGGCCUGAAAGACGACAUUGAAGAGGAACAUCUGACUGAAUACUUCUCCCAAUAUGGUCAAAUCGAGAAGGCCGAAGUCAUCUCGGAGAAGGAGACCGGAAAGAAACGGGGCUUCGGCUUUGUGUACUUCACCGACCACGACGCAGCCGACAAGGCGGUUGUGGUCAAAUUCCACACAGUCAAUGGACACAAGGUUGAGGUAAAGAAAGCUCUGACCAAGCAAGAGAUGCAGGCAGCCAACAGAACCGGUAUGGCGCCGAGGGGAAGGCCUGGUAGAGGCAUAAGGGGAAGUCAAAAUGGCUACGGCAGGGAUUAUGGCGGAAACUACAACUACGGAAAUGGCGGAGGCUACAACUGUGGCGGAUACGGAGGGUACGGCGGACCCUAUGGGGGCUAUGACCAGGGAAGCGGCUAUGGCGGUGGAAACGGCUACAACGAGUUUGGCAGCUAUGGCCAGCACUCUUCUGCCUACGGCCCCAUGAAAGGGCCUUUCGGCGGCCAGAGGAGCGGUGCUCCCUACACCAGAGGCGGCGGCGGCGGUGGCUACCCGAGGGGGGGCUACGGCGGCGGCGGCUACUAGAUGAGACUGCAACACGGAAAGCAACCAACCCACCCCUUGCCACAAGUUACCCCCAGCCAGGAUUUGGACGCCAAAACUCAAAGUCAAUAACGGGGCGUUUGCCGUGCAAUCCUACCAUGGCAGAGAUACGGACAGAGACCCCCUUAUCAUAAUGAAGACCGCAAAAACCCAAACAGGUAGGAAGGUCACUUCCCAGAACACCUGAUAAUAACGAGCAACAGUUGUUGCCGUUCGACUAGGACACAUUAACGAAGAAUAACACAGCGAUUUCUUUUUUUUAUGUAACCACGCCACUGGCGUGUAGUUGUCGUUUAGAGUUGGGAUUAUUUUUUAUUUGCGUUCAGUCGUUGUUUUGAAAUUUCGAUGUAGGAUUGUUUUGCUUACAAGUUCUGAUUAUUUUAAUAUUUGCAUUUUAAGGAGUUAGAUUCGACUUUGUUUUCUGGAGUAAAUUUAGUGUGAUUUCAUUGUAUGAGGAUGAGAAAGCAUGUUAUGUGGUUUUCAUAGCUAUGUCAUUCUGAUAUUAAUUUGUAUAAUUACUUAUUUGGGUCAUUCAGCAAGGCGGGAACGUGAUACUGCAGGAUCCAGUUUCCUUGUUUCCUUCCCCAUUACUGUAUUCAAAUUCCUCACGCAUAGUAAUAGUUUCAAUCUAAAUAUUGUUCAUUUUCACUACCUGUAGCAAUAUCUAAUGUAUAUUGUAUACUUUCAUGUCUGCAGAACAAAACCUACUGUUAAAACACUUUGGUAUGCUUAUGUAUGUUCAUUUUAAAUAAAACAUUAUACCACUUAGCUUAGUUAUUUUACUUAUUUAACCAGGCUUCCUCAAGUUCAUCCACAGGUUUAUAAGUCAUCAUCUUGUUCUUUAGUUACAUGGCAUCACUCCCACAGUUUAUUCCCUUACUCAGGUGGGUGAAACACAGAAUGGUUGUAGUCUACCCACAGCCAAUGCAUGUAGGCUUUGUAGGGUGUGACCUUUUGUUUUAAAAGUUGUUUUUUAGAUAUUGCUAAUAUGACUUAACAUUUUUCUUUUACAUUUUUGAAUACAUAUCUAUAUGUCGACAUGAGGGCUCUGAUAUUUAUCUUUGAUUAUUCCUACAUUUAGGUGUUCUUACUCGUAUUCCAGUAGGCUAUCCCAGCCAAAAUAGCCGUAGCAGUUUGUUUGUAGGCUACAUCAGGACCCUGUUGAUUACCUGGGGUCGAUUGUGAUAGGAGUCUGAAAUAUCUCUUUAGGAUAUCCACAUCCAGCAAACUAGGUAUGUAAAUCAACCUGUCUUCACUCUGUGUUGGUCAACAAUGUAUGGAAUAUCUUUGAGAUGGUACACAAGUGUGCCAUUAUUUAAUCUUAACUUAAAGCUCAAUAUAGCUAAACAUUAUAUAGCUAAUUUAAAAUAAAAAUGGGUGGGGUGUUAAUUAAUUUGAUCUGUGAUAAAUUUAAGUGGGUGCAAGGGGACCCAUAUUUUGUUCCACAAUUUAAUAAAAAUAAUGGAACAAAUAGAUUGGUGUCUCCUCCAGAGAAGUCAUGCUUGGUCCAGUCUUUCACUGUGUUUUUCUCCCAUCUCCUCCAGGUUGCUACGGUAACCUGGGCACCAGGACAUCACCCCGAAAACGCUGGGGUGUGUGUCUCCACGCUGACUGGGGACCGGAGAGUGGUUGUGCCUUCUCCCCCUCAGGUGAAGUCAGUUUUCACAAAGGAUUCCCCAGUAUGGUCAAAAGCACUUACGAGUCAAACGUGGUUGUCAUUCAAAUGUUUUAUGAAGAUAUGUUUGGUUGCCGGAUUGUGGGAACUUUGAUGACACAGUAUUGUACUUAAUUCUUCCCAUUCAUUAAUAUGAUCUUUUCAAUCAAUACACUUGUCGGAGGUUUCCAGCCUUCUUGGCCUCAUGACCCCUCUAUGCAGUCUUUCCUUUUGUAGGUUAUUUGUCCUGUCCUUGUGUUGGACUCGGGGAUUGAUUUCGGUACUAGUUGUGGUGGUUCAAAUCCUUCUGAGUGAUGCAGGAACCUGAGAUGAGCUACACAUUACGGUUUCAUCCCAAGUCCACAGUCUCAGACUUUCAGCAUCCUUUUGCAUCAACAGUGACCAAAUAGAAGAUGAGUCUUGAUAUUGGAAACCACUGACUAGGUGUCCAGGAGAGUAAAUUUGAAUUUUGGUACUGUGGGUUUCAAAGUACAGUGUUCUUGUUAUUAAAGGUCUACAGAGAUUUUCAAUUCCAUGAAUGUGUACAUUUACUCAAAAUAUUUUCUUUGAGCAGGGAAAACCAGUCCUGAAUAUUUAACUGUUUGAACUGUUUUACAUGGGCAUUAUAAAAAGGUUUUGAAGACUUCAUCUACACUUAAGUUGCGAUUGACAUACUUUUAUCUGCAGUCUUUAAAAAUACAGACAGUGCUCCUACAUGCUGCUUAUAUUGGAAGUAUGUUAUUCAUUUACCUGCCAGUAAAGGUGCCAUAUGGUCUGCUUGCACACUGGGUCUAUUCAGUAAGUACCAAAGAAAUGACAGCAGUUCAGUAUCUGCAUUUUGACCCUGCAGCUUAAUGCAGUCUGUUAAUAAUUCAUUGACUUUUGAAAGGCUGCGGAGUGAACAGACCAACCAGCAAAUGGUGGUGUAGAUUUGUCUUCACAGCAUGUUUGUACAAAUUGGGCUUAACAUUUUACGCAAUUGGGUCAUUUAAUGCAUCUUAAAUUUGCAUCAUGUUCUGGUGCAAGAACAAAUUCUGCAGUGUUUUUUUUUUUUUGUUUGUUUUUCAGUAACAUUUGCAGGGAUUUGGCUGCAAGACAAUCAGGAGGCAACAACAGGCCAGUAAGCAGCAUGUUGGAGGCAAAUUUGAGUUUUUGUCUUUAAAUAUGUUGUUAAUGAGGUCUUUAUGCAUCUUAGUUAGUGGGCUUUAUUCUACUGACUUGUACCACUAAUUGAACAGCAUUAAUCAGUGCUUAAAUUGUGCUCAACCAAGCCAUAACAGACUGUCAGUUAAAAGAAAAAAACACAGGAGUGCUUUAUGGAUAAGUAAUUCCAAGCCUGAUGUUUUACCUAUAGUAUAUAAAAUCACAAAAUCAAAUUUUAAUACAAUGGUUAUGCCUUACCAAUAAUUUGCAAUUUCAUAUAACAGGAAAAAGCACAGUACUAGAACUCAACCCUGUCUGAGGUACUGUGACACUGUUGGUCCGGUGUGGCAUAAAUUGGUGUGAUAAAUGUUAGUAAUGCAUGUGAUGAGUGUAAAUUUUAUUGUUCUCUUGUUACCUUUUAUAGGAUAAUGUUUGCGUGAUGGUCUCUGAUCACCCCGUAGGAGAAGGAAACCUCUCUUAUGCUGGACGUGCUUUUUAUGAAUCCACAAUAAAUUUAUAUAUUUUUAUAUACCAA
Messenger RNA from Acanthochromis polyacanthus (spiny chromis), 4314 nucleotides. Its product is annotated as heterogeneous nuclear ribonucleoprotein A0-like. The record is from RefSeq and is a predicted model, not a curated record. Bases 80 to 964 code for a protein of 294 amino acids. NCBI's taxonomy places the organism in Eukaryota, Metazoa, Chordata, Actinopteri, Pomacentridae. Gene Ontology annotation, molecular function: RNA binding. The transcript has a single exon.